AUAAACGAGAAGUGUGGAACUCACCGAGAUGCAAAAGGCCAACUGACUUCCAAGGCUGGUACCAUUGAGGCCCUUGAUGCCAUAGUGAAGGAGUUUAUUAGUGCACCAGCUGAAGAAAAAAAAUCUGUAUUUAAAAAGUUGGAGGACGAAGCUGAUAAACUCGAUGGUUCUGCUGCAAGAUAUGGGAAGAUCUAUGUGAAGGCUGCUAAGAGCUGCUUGGACAAAGGCUCUGAUUAUGCCAACAAGGAAAUUUCGAGGUUGGAGCGCAUGCUUGCGAAGUCCAUUAGCGAGGGGAAGAGAGACGAAUUCAUGCUGAAGAAGAACAUCCUAAGAAACUUCGUCUCAGACGAGUGAGACAAUUGGCGUGUUGAUUGAAAUGCCUGGGGAUUGAUUAUGGUUUAGUUUUUGCUACACGUAGAUGACGAAUGGGAUUGAGCUUCCUUGUUUUGGUGUCACCAAAAAGAAGAGCUGCUUGUUUUCUGCAGGAGCAUCAAUGUAACCAAUUAAUUUUAACUUUGUAGUGUUGGGGACUAUUAAGUAUUUGAAUAUUGCUGUUGCUUUUUA
Molecule: messenger RNA, 564 nt
Organism: Salvia splendens (bonfire salvia)
Lineage: Eukaryota; Viridiplantae; Streptophyta; Magnoliopsida; Lamiales; Lamiaceae
Product: probable protein disulfide-isomerase A6
Exons: 4
Cellular component (GO): endoplasmic reticulum
Source: RefSeq, a predicted model, not a curated record